AUGAAUGUUGGAGAUAUAAAAAUGAAGAAUACUUUGUUAGGACUAGUUUUACUUUUAUGUGACACAGUUCUAGCACUGAAUGAAUGUGGCAGGUGUAACUGUUGUAUAAAUGGAACUUCAAGAUGUGAAUACAACAAUAAUGAAGACGGUGUAUGUUUGGAUGGUUGUAUUGACGGAUACUUUACUGACAGUUGUGUACAUGCUUGUAGUUACAAUUGUGUGACAUGUUCUGGUGUAAGCAUUUGUAACACAUGCAAAAAUGGCUACUAUAUUGGCCGAAAUGCGACUUCUAAUCAAUAUAAAGUUGAUUGUAGUUUAUCGUGCUCGGAAAACUGCAUUUCAUGCACUACGUAUUAUAACUGUAGUAUAUGCAAUGAUGGAUUUUACAACGGGAGACAAUACCCAUCCAGCGAUGUUGUAGCCUACAAUUGUCAACAUAAAUGUAGAGAUAAUUGUGCAACAUGUUCUGAUGCAAGCACAUGUCACACGUGCAAAUAUGGCUUCUAUAUUGGUCGUAAUCCGGAAAAUAAUCUAUAUGCAGAAGAUUGUAGUUUAUCGUGCCCGGACAACUGUAAUUCAUGCACUUCAUAUUAUAACUGUAGCAUAUGCAAUGAUGGAUUUUACAACGGGAGACAAUACCCAUCCAGCGAUGUUGUAGCCUACAAUUGUCAACAUAAAUGUAGAGAUAAUUGUGCAACAUGUUCUGAUGCAAGCACAUGUCACACGUGCAAAUAUGGCUUCUAUAUUGGUCGUAAUCCGGAAAAUAAUCUAUAUGCAGAAGAUUGUAGUUUAUCGUGCACGGACAACUGUAAUUCAUGCACUUCUUAUUAUAACUGUAGCAAAUGCAAUGAUGGAUAUUACAAUGGGAGACAAUACCCAUCCAGCAAUGUUGUAACCAACAAUUGUCAACAUAAAUGUAGAGAUAAUUGUAUAUCAUGUACAUCAUACGAUAAUUGUACACAAUGUAAAACUGGGUUUACAGGUGAUCAAUGUGAUAAUUGUGAGGUAGGGAAGAACGGGAGUGUCGACUGCGUUAAUUCAUGUUCUGUAGGUUGUGAAAAUAACAAGUGUACUUAUACUGGGGAAUGUCCUAGGUGUAAGGAGGGGUUUACCGGGGUUAAAUGUGAUAGAUGCAUCAAUGCCAAUACCGACAAGAGACAAGCUGACGUUAACCAACCUACAACUGUGUAUGAAAGUUUAACAAAUACUGGUGUAAACCGGUUCGUUGAUUAUAGUUCUCUACAGCUACAG
Molecule: messenger RNA, 1251 nt
Organism: Ruditapes philippinarum (Manila clam)
Lineage: Eukaryota; Metazoa; Mollusca; Bivalvia; Venerida; Veneridae
Product: proprotein convertase subtilisin/kexin type 5-like
Exons: 3
Source: RefSeq, a predicted model, not a curated record